This is a messenger RNA of Thlaspi arvense, 693 nucleotides long. NCBI's taxonomy places the organism in Eukaryota, Viridiplantae, Streptophyta, Magnoliopsida, Brassicales, Brassicaceae. The record is from the annotation of a GenBank genome assembly.
AUGGCACUCGAGGCUCUCACUUCACCGAGAUUAGCUUCUCCGAUUCCUCCUCUGUUCGAGGAUUCUUCGACCUUCCAUGGCGUCGAACACUGGACCAAAGGUAAACGAUCCAAGAGAUCCAGAUCCGAUUUCCACCAACAGAACCUCAGCGAAGAAGAGUAUCUCGCUUUCUGCCUCAUGCUUCUAGCUCGCGACGGAGAUCGUAACCGUAACCGUCUGCCUCUUCCUCUUCCGGUGGCUGAGAAGUCGUCGAUCUACAAGUGCAGCGUCUGCGACAAGUCGUUCUCGUCCUACCAAGCUCUGGGCGGCCACAAGGCGAGCCACCGGAAAAACUUAUCACAGACUCAUUCCGGCGGAGGAGAUGAUCAGUCGACGUCGUCGGCGACAACCACAUCUGUCGUGGUUAACGGAAGUGGGAAAUCACACGUUUGCUCGAUCUGUAACAAGUCGUUUCCCUCCGGUCAAGCUCUCGGCGGACACAAGCGGUGCCACUACGAAGGGAAUAACAGCAGUAGCGUGUCUAAUUCCGAAGGAGCGGGGUCCACUAGCCACGUCAGCAGCAGCCACCGUGGAUUUGACCUUAACAUCCCUCCCAUCCCGGAAUUCUCGUCGGUAAACGGAGACGACGAGGUCAUGAGCCCGAUGCCGGCGAAGAAGCCCCGAUUUGACUUCUCCCAGAAUCUUCAAAAUUGA